This is a messenger RNA of Physeter macrocephalus (sperm whale), 1648 nucleotides long. RefSeq names its product methionine sulfoxide reductase A (gene MSRA). The coding region runs from base 312 to 1058 and encodes 248 amino acids. Gene Ontology annotation, biological process: cellular response to oxidative stress. Gene Ontology annotation, cellular component: cytoplasm. The record is from RefSeq and is a predicted model, not a curated record. Lineage: Eukaryota; Metazoa; Chordata; Mammalia; Artiodactyla; Physeteridae. Gene Ontology annotation, molecular function: peptide-methionine (S)-S-oxide reductase activity. The transcript is spliced from 7 exons.
ACACUUGUCUUCUGCCCGGGAACUCUGCACCGAAGGGGAGCAAGGAAAACUCGCAGGUGCCUCCUCGGACCCGGCCCCACGCCAGGGCGAGAACACGCCCUCGGUCCCGGCCCGCCGGGCCCGAGGCUGAGGUAAUCACUUGAUUCCGGGGCGGGGGCAGCACAGCCCGCCGCGUACGUGCCCCCGCUGACCCGCCCGCCGGCCAGUGCACCCGGCUCCCGCCGCCCCGCGCCAGCCUCCCACUCCGCAGCGGCGCCUCGGCUCCCGACCGCGCCGGUCCGCCCGGCGACCCCUAGGCCAGCCACCCGCCCAUGCUCGCCGCCACCAGGACGGCCCGCCAGUUCUUCCAGAGCCUCUUCUCCGUCCGGAGAAUGGGUAACUCCGCCUCCAACAUCGUCAGCCCCCAGGCGGCCCUGCCGGGCCGGAAGGAGGCGAUCGCCGUAGCGGCCAAACAUCAUGUCAAUGGCAACAGAACAGUUGAACCUUUCCCAGAGGGAACACAGAUGGCUCUAUUUGGAAUGGGCUGUUUCUGGGGAGCUGAAAGGAAAUUCUGGACCCUGAAAGGAGUAUAUUCGACUCAAGUUGGUUAUGCAGGAGGCUACACUCCCAAUCCUACUUAUGAAGAAGUCUGCUCAGCAACCAAUGGGCUUUACAAACAUUAUCCUCUCACCAACCUCGGAAGAAGAACUGGCCACGCAGAAGUAGUCCGAGUGGUAUACCAGCCAGAACGCAUCAGCUUUGAGGAGCUGCUCAAGGUCUUCUGGGAGAAUCAUGACCCGACCCAAGGCUUGCGCCAAGGCAACGACCACGGCUCUCAGUACCGCUCUGCCAUCUACCCGACCUCUGCUGAGCACUUGGAGGCAUCCCUGAGGUCCAAAGAGGACUACCAGAAGGUUCUGUCAGAGCACGGCUUUGGCCUGAUCACCACCGACAUCCGGGAGGGACAGACUUUCUACUACGCGGAGGAUUACCACCAGCAGUACCUGAGCAAGAUCCCCAACGGGUACUGCGGCCUCGGGGGCACCGGUGUGUCCUGCCCGCUGGGUAUUAAAAAGUAAUUUCUCCCCACAUGGUCAGCCCUUGAGGUCACAGCAAAAAUGCUUCCAGCAAAUCAGGCAAUUCUUUUGUGGUUCAUUCACAUCAGGUGCUUUUUGAAGCGCACAAAGGCAUUCAUAAAAAUCUGGUUUAUUGAGGUGUAAUUUACAUGAAGUGCAGUGGCAAGCCGAUAACAUGUAAUUUAUCUUCUAAUAAGUUAUGGUGGGAGGAGAGCUGUGAAAUUUUUUGGAUCAUUUGGUGUCUGAAUGAGAAUAAUGAAUAAUCAGUGUUCACCCUUCUUGUGCCUGGGUGCCUGCCACGGAUGCUCGGGAACCAAGCUGGGAGAUUGUCGGAGGGGGUGGGGCAUCCUUUACCUGUGCCCUGUCCCACCUCACAAGCCCUCCUGCCCUCCAGUGCCUUAAAAUUUGCAAACAUUUACAGCCACAAUGAAUCGUUCACUGAAAUACUUUGCUCAACUGAUCUAUACGUGUGUAACGGGCUUUCUCUCUCUUUUCGGCCCUCCUUGCGGCAGAGAAAAGAUGUGAGUUAGCUUGAUGAAUUUUAACGCUUUGCUCACAGCUAUGAGAAAUGCUUUGUGCUAAUAAAAGUCUAC